This is a messenger RNA of Periconia digitata, 686 nucleotides long. The record is from the annotation of a GenBank genome assembly. NCBI's taxonomy places the organism in Eukaryota, Fungi, Ascomycota, Dothideomycetes, Pleosporales, Periconiaceae.
CCCAUCAGACAGUCAGACAGACAACUCCACAACCCCCCUGUCAACCAAGCCCAUCCAUCUCCACAAUCGAAACCAACAACAAACAACACCAAGACAACAAAGAAUGUCUCCCUCGGGACCACAGACGCGCGAAACCACGCUCCGCCAUGUAACGCACAGCUUCUGCAACGCCCUUCUCUCCCCACCACCGUCCCCCUCUGAUCUACUGGCCCAGUUCUUCACCUCGACGCCUACAAUCCACGAACAUGGCCCUAGCUUUGCAACGCCACGCCUACCGUUCCUGGGACACGCUUUCACGGGCUUCGAAGCAUGCGAGUCGUACUUUGCGCUUCUCGACAAUACGCUCUCCAUGGAGCUACCGGCGGAUGCAUUUCCGGGGCCCGAGGGAUUCGUAGUCGAUGUCGAUGCGGUGGUGGCAGGUGUUCAAGGCAAGGGAGUGGUGAAUGUGGUUGGGAAGGGGCGGUUUGAGAGCAAGAAGAGUGGGGAGGGGUGGGAUGAAGUGUUUGGGUAUCGGUUUAGUGGGUUUGAUGACGAGGGGAGGUUUGAGAGGUGGGAGAUUUGGGCUGAUCCUUUGAGUGCGUGGGUUGCUGUUGGGGAGUGAGUGAGUGCGUGUGUGAAGAGGGCGAUAUGGAGAGGAACCUAGGGCAUGUCGAAUGGUUGUUUUGACGGCAUCGACCGCAGAUCGU